Molecule: messenger RNA, 921 nt
Organism: Cyprinodon variegatus (sheepshead minnow)
Lineage: Eukaryota; Metazoa; Chordata; Actinopteri; Cyprinodontiformes; Cyprinodontidae
Product: myelin and lymphocyte protein-like
Exons: 4
Coding region: 97-561 (154 amino acids)
Biological process (GO): myelination
Cellular component (GO): membrane
Molecular function (GO): structural constituent of myelin sheath
Source: RefSeq, a predicted model, not a curated record
AAAUACACCCUUUAAAGAGCAGAAUCAAAACAGUUUACAUAUCACAUUCAGGAGAAAAACCAAAGACACUCACACCUACACCCAAACAUUUGGACUAUGGCUUCCACAACCUCAGGUGAUGUUCUCCCCACUGGUGGAAGGAUUUUCAUCAGCUUUCCUGACCUCUUCUUCAUCCCAGAGUGGGUCAUUGGGGGUUUGGUGUGGAUCCUGGUGGCUUCGACUCGGGUCGCCCCGGACAAUCCUCUGGGCUGGGUGAUGUUUGUGUCAGUCUUCUGCUUCGUUGGGACGACUCUGUGGUUUUUCAUCUUCGCCUGUGGAGGCAAUAAAAGCAGCUUUUGGCCUGGCGUGGACACAGGUUUUCAUUUCUUGGCGGCUGUUUUCUACCUCAGUGCGUCAGUGGUUUUGGCCUACGUCACCAUUCAAAAUAAGAAUUCUAUGGGUACAUUUGAGGAACUGAAGAUCUACCGACUGGACAUUUCUGCUGUGGUGAUGUCUCAUGUGGCUACUCUACUCUACUUCCUCCAUGCCAUUUUCUCUGCAAUCAGAUGGAAGAGUGCCUGAAGCAUGAAUCUCCAGACAUGAAGUGAGAGAUAAAGUGGUACAUUUUUGUUUGACUCUUUCUUUAAAAUGAAGGGAUAAAUGUCAAAAUGUUACGUUAGUGUAAAAGAAGCAUACCAUUCUGCUUUUACUACUUCAUAAGUUGCUGUUGUUGUGACAAGAUAAGGGACUUUGUUCAACCAUUCAAAGUAAUUUUAAACUUUUUCUAUUCCUUUAGAAUAUGUAUACUUAUUCAGAUAGGACUUAAGAUUGUCUUUGAUUUCAAUUUUGUCUGACAUUUUAUUGUUUAUGUCUCACCUUCAAUGAGUAGCUUUUCUGGGGCGAAGAAAUAUUUUAUGGUUUUCUUUGGCCAUUUUUUGUUUU